Messenger RNA from Oncorhynchus tshawytscha (Chinook salmon), 761 nucleotides. RefSeq names its product MIA SH3 domain containing (gene mia). Gene Ontology annotation, biological process: extracellular matrix organization. The record is from RefSeq and is a predicted model, not a curated record. Gene Ontology annotation, molecular function: protein binding. Bases 123 to 515 code for a protein of 130 amino acids. The transcript is spliced from 4 exons. NCBI's taxonomy places the organism in Eukaryota, Metazoa, Chordata, Actinopteri, Salmoniformes, Salmonidae.
UCUGGGACUGGAGGGGGGGUUCUUUGGGCCUGAACAGAGCUGUGUGUGUUUUCCUCUCCUUCUUAGCCUCUAUUCAGACAGCAGAGCAGCAGAGAGAGAGAAGCAGAGUAAAGGAGAGAAAGAUGUCCGCUCGAGGAGUGUGUGUGUGGGGUGUUGUGUUUUUGUGUGUUGUGUCUGUCUGUCAGGCCGGAAGACAGAUGCCCAAACUCUCCAACAAGAAACUGUGUGCCGACGCUGAGUGUAGCCACCCCAUCCUGAUAGCGCGUGCCUUAGAGGACUACUACCCUGGAGACUGCCGCUUCAUCUCUCUGCGUCAGGGUCAGGUGGUCUAUGUCUACGCCUUGCUGAAGGACCGAGGAAACAUGUUCUGGGCUGGCAGCGUCCAGGGGUCGUACUACGGGGAACAGGAGGCAAGACUGGGACAUUUUCCCAGCAGCGUCGUCGAGGAGACACACGCUCUCAUGCCAGCUACCAACGAGGUCAUGACUGAUAAUUGGGACUUUUACUGUAACUGAAGACCUAAGUGUCCUGAUUCUUUGUCUCCCGGCUGGCGCACUGCAACAUGAGGACAGGCCUGACAUCAUCAAACCAGUAUCUCUAUUAUCUACAAGCUAUGAUGAAAACACGUUAUAGUUUAAUAAUUUUUCUUUAUUACAACCAUGCAUAUACAGUAUAUUCUUUAGAAUAAACCUUCCUCUCAGCUGUUUAAUGUUAUCUCUGUGGCUUUAAUCUGAAAGAAUAAAGAUACUAUGCUGCUCUGA